AUUCAUACACGAGCAAUGGUGAGUUGAUAUUUCUCCAUUCUCAAAUCAACCCUCCCAAAAAGUCUUCUUCUCCUCUAUUCUGUCUCUUCAGAGUCAUGGAGAAAGAUGGUGGAGCUGCAACAUCCAAACUUCUACGGAUCCUUGCCGCAUCUUCCGUCACUGCUGCUGCCGCUACUUCCUUCUAUUAUCACUGUUGGAAUCGCCCGGCGGCGAGGGACCGAAAGAUUAUUCCGCAGUUACGCCUGACGGAAUCCGGCAAAGUCGAUGAGCUUGAAAGUUUCUCCCAGUAUGUAGCUAGACAGAUAGGAUUUGCAGAGAUAAACGAGUGUCCACAGCUGGCCAAGUUGGCAAACGAUUACCUGAGGAAAUCAAAAGGAUGUGAAGACAACAUUUAUGCCUUCUUUGUUAAUGACCCAAAUGCUGAUUCCCUGUUUGUAAAGCUGGUAGAGGAGUUCGAGAGAUGCAUCCUCAGUUACUUUGCCUUCCAUUGGAACCAUGCUUCUCUUAUGAUCAGUCAGGUACUAAGUGCUGAUACAGAAUCAAAAAGAAAGUUAAAGAACAUGGUCAUGGCAGCCACAAGAAAACAGAGAUUUGAUAGAGUGACUAAGGACUUGAAGGUAACGAGAGUGUUCUCUACGCUGGUGGACGAGAUGAAAGCAAUCGGAAACUCGCAUCCAGACGUGAUGGUUCCAGUGGCCCACGAUGAGAGGAGUCCGGUACUUCUUCUGAUGGGUGGUGGCAUGGGUGCUGGCAAGAGCACCGUCCUCAAGGAUAUACUCAAACAAGCUUUCUGGACAGAGGCAGCGGAGAAUGCAGUGGUAGUUGAGGCAGAUGCUUUCAAGGAGUCUGACGUCAUCUACCGAGCCCUCAGCUCUAAAGGCCACCCCCAUGACAUGCUCCAAACUGCAGAGCUGGUGCACCAAUCAUCCACGGAUGCUGCAUCAUCCCUGUUAGUAACAGCCCUGAACGAAGGGCGGGAUGUCAUCAUGGACGGCACUCUCUCCUGGGAACCCUUUGUGCACCAGACAAUCGCCAUGGCUAGGAACGUCUACCUCCGGCGCUACCGGAUGGGGGUCGGAUACAAGGUUGCCGAGGACGGGACUGUGACUGAGAACUACUGGGAAGAGGAAGAGGAGCAGAAACAGGCAAGGAAACCAUACAGAAUAGAGCUGGUGGGAGUGGUGUGUGAUGCUUACUUGGCCGUUAUGAGAGGCAUCAGGAGAGCUAUUAUGACAAAGAGAGCUGUGAGGGUGAAGUCACAGUUGAAGUCCCACAAGCUGUUUGCUGAGGCAUUUGAAAGAUACUGUAUGCUAGUUGAUAAUGCCAGGUUAUAUUGCACCAAUUCUACAGGAGGCCCACCCAAGUUGAUAGGAUGGAAAGAUGGAGACAACUGUUUGCUGGUUGAUCCACAAGAUAUCCGCUGUUUGAAGGCAGUAAGCAUGCUGAAUGAAAACGCAGAGUCUAUAUAUGAAGUUUACAAUAAACAACAAGACCCAACUAGUAGUGAAGCAGCUAGUUCUGUUUGGAAAGACUUUGUUCUGUCACCUACAAGAAGAAGCAUUCAGGAGGAACUAAAGAUUUCCAUCAAGAUGGCCGAAGAGCAGGUUUAAGAAGAAAUAAAUGGGGCAUCGUCAGACUCAUCAUGAUCCAUGUCCCAAGAGAAAGUUGUGUGAGGGAGUGAGCACUUGCUUCAGCUUGAAUGUGAAUUUUGUUCUUGUAAAGCUCAAUAAAUCAUGCCAAUACUUCUGCAGAAGGCGCAUUCAUCAAUGGAAUAUAUUGUGGUCUUUGAGACUGUUUUUAGUUUGUAUUACCAUAUAUUAAUAAAAUUUAAGCUAUCAUGAUUUGAAAUGUAA
This is a messenger RNA of Nelumbo nucifera (sacred lotus), 1853 nucleotides long. Its product is annotated as calmodulin calcium-dependent NAD kinase-like. Lineage: Eukaryota; Viridiplantae; Streptophyta; Magnoliopsida; Proteales; Nelumbonaceae. Gene Ontology annotation, molecular function: kinase activity; ATP binding. The record is from RefSeq and is a predicted model, not a curated record.